Molecule: messenger RNA, 918 nt
Organism: Caenorhabditis bovis
Lineage: Eukaryota; Metazoa; Nematoda; Chromadorea; Rhabditida; Rhabditidae
Source: the annotation of a GenBank genome assembly
AUGGACGCGCCAAAGUCCAGUUUGGCGCCGGCCGUUUCGAUGGAAUCGCUGAAUAGCGUCGUCACCGACGCCUCGUCAAAUCCGUCGCAGGUUCGCACGCUGUUCGUCUCCGGUUUGCCGAUGGACGCGAAACCGCGCGAGCUCUACUUGCUGUUUCGCGGUUGCCGCGGCUACGAGGGCUCGCUUCUCAAGAUGACGGCCAAGAACGGCAAGCAGACGUCGCCGGUGGGAUUUGUGACGUUCGCGACGCAGAGCGACGCGCAGGAGGCGAGGAAACAGCUGCAAGGCGUCCGAUUCGAUCCGGAAUGCGCGCAAGUUUUGCGUUUGGAGCUCGCCAAAUCCAACACGAAGGUGGCGAGACCGAAGCAGAGUCCGCCGCCGAAUUCGGCGGCGUUGGCCGCCGCCGGUGUUCCGCAAUUCCUGGCGCCUCUUCAGCCGUCCGACUUGGGACUACUCGAUCACAACGCGCUUCUCAAUGAUCCCCAACUCCUUGCGUUGACACUACCGCACUUGCAAGCGGCGCACGCUCUUCAGACGGCCUACAUGCCGACGGCGACGCUUCAGCAACUUCAUCAGCAGUCGCUCUACGCGCAAUUGAAUCCGGCGGCGAUGGUGGCAGGCCACGGCCUUACGAUCGGCCAACCGACGACGUCGGCGUGCUCGACGCUGUUCGUCGCCAAUCUCUCGUCCGACGUCAACGAGGAGCAAUUGCGCGCCGUGUUCAAAGCGUUCGCCGGCUUCACGCGUCUCCGCCUCCACAACAAAAACGGCAGCUGUGUGGCGUUCGUCGAGUACUCCGAUCUUCAGAAGGCCACACAGGCGAUGGUCUCGCUUCAAGGCUUCCAGAUCGCCGCCACCGAUCGCGGCGGACUCCGAAUCGAGUACGCGCGCAACAAAAUGGCCGACGUCAACGGCUAG